AUGAUCAAAACUCUAGACAGCGUGAGCAAUCACGAGCACAGACAAAUUAUCGAAAAGACUGGGUAUAAAGUGGAGACUUUAAGAAUCUGGAAAACUGGUAUUCUCAAACAUUCCAUAUCAAACCCAUCUAACGAACAGUUGGAAACAUUUGCAAUGAAUGUGGACGCUGUGUUGGAGAAAUCGAACUUACACAUAGAUAGCAAAAAUGAAAUUAGAGCAAAUUGUACAAGCCAUUUUCUCAACGAGAGGAGGAGAACAUCGAAGCAAGGUAAAGAAACGAAGGAAAACAUAAAAGUGGUCAAUAACAUUAAGAAGAAGAUUAGAGACAAUAAUUUGACAGUGGUUAAGGCAGAUAAGGGAUCAUGCAUGGUAAUUUUAGAUAGGAAUCUUUACAUCAAUAAGGUAGAAGAAUUUAUGAAUGAAAAUGGAUUUGUAAAACUGGAUAACAACCCCACUUCACGACUUAUCAACAAAGUGAAGAACUUCAGAGUUUCUAAAGAGUUUGAAGAUAAGUUUGGUAAAUAUAAGAAUCUGAUUCCUUCAAACCCGAAAAUUCCUAAGUUAUACGGUCUUCCUAAACUCCAUAUGGAUAAUAUACCUAUAAGACCCAUUGUAAGCCUCAUAAAUACUCCUGUCUACAAAAUAAGUAAGUUCCUAAGUGACAAGUUAAAAGAUUUAACAGAGUUCAAACCCACCUAUAGUAUAAAGAAUAGUGGUCAAUUGGCAGAGUCAUUGAAGAACUUACAAAUUCGGAGGGUGCUAAACUGA
Molecule: messenger RNA, 768 nt
Organism: Harmonia axyridis
Lineage: Eukaryota; Metazoa; Arthropoda; Insecta; Coleoptera; Coccinellidae
Exons: 1
Coding region: 1-768 (255 amino acids)
Source: RefSeq, a predicted model, not a curated record